Triplophysa dalaica is the source of this 1620-nucleotide messenger RNA. It is a transcript of the gene lias, whose product is annotated as lipoic acid synthetase. The coding region runs from base 45 to 1214 and encodes 389 amino acids. The record is from RefSeq and is a predicted model, not a curated record. Gene Ontology annotation, biological process: lipoate biosynthetic process. The transcript is spliced from 11 exons. Gene Ontology annotation, molecular function: lipoate synthase activity; 4 iron, 4 sulfur cluster binding. Gene Ontology annotation, cellular component: mitochondrion. NCBI's taxonomy places the organism in Eukaryota, Metazoa, Chordata, Actinopteri, Cypriniformes, Nemacheilidae.
GUUGUCAAAGACAAGCUCUCUGACUCAAGCUGGAUCUAAAAGUCAUGGCGUUGAUUAGCCGAAGUUGUGUUGCUGCGGGUCGAUAUUCGUCUAAUCAUUUGUUUUUACAGUCAAAAUGUUUUGAAGUGUCACAUCUUUACUCUAACAGACUGACCACUGCUACCAAUGCAUCGUCCAUACUUGCAGAGAAGAAGAAGGAGAUUAAGGAGGAUGGGCUCAACCUGCAGGACUUUAUUUCUGGAGAUCUGUCAGAAAAGAGCAAGUGGGAAGAAUACAGGGGCAACCUUAAGAGACAGAAGGGAGAAAGACUAAGGCUACCGCCAUGGCUUAAGACGGAGAUCCCUAUAGGAAAGAACUACAACAAACUGAAAAACACUCUCAGAGAACUAAACCUGCACACUGUCUGUGAGGAGGCCAGAUGUCCUAAUAUUGGGGAAUGCUGGGGUGGAGGAGAGUAUGCUACUGCCACAGCGACUAUUAUGUUAAUGGGUGACACAUGUACACGGGGCUGUAGGUUUUGUUCGGUUAAGACAGCAAGACGUCCUCCCCCUCUUGACCCGGAUGAGCCAUAUAACACAGCAAAGGCUAUCGCAGCAUGGGGACUAGACUAUGUAGUGCUCACAUCAGUAGACAGAGAUGAUAUUCCUGAUGGUGGCGCUGAGCACAUGGCAGAGACUGUGUUAAAUCUUAAAGAGAGGAACUCUAAUAUCCUGGUAGAGUGUUUGACUCCUGAUUUUCGUGGCGAUCUGGCAGCGGUGGAGAAAGUUGCUUUGUCGGGGCUUGAUGUUUAUGCUCACAAUGUAGAGACGGUCAGAGAGUUGCAGAGGUUUGUACGUGAUCCCCGUGCAAAUAUCAACCAAUCAUUGAGCGUAUUACGACAUGCCAAAAAGGUGAAACCCAGUGUGCUCACCAAGACUUCCAUUAUGCUUGGACUGGGAGAGACAGACCAACAGAUACAUGCCACAUUGAAAGAAUUGAGGGAUUCAGGAGUGGACUGUUUAACACUGGGACAGUACAUGCAGCCAACCAAACGCCAUCUUAAGGUGGAAGAAUAUGUUACUCCUGAGAAGUUUGCACACUGGGAGAAAGUUGGUCAGGAGAUGGGCUUCGUCUACACAGCCAGCGGGCCGCUUGUGCGUUCCUCUUACAAAGCAGGAGAGUUCUUCUUGAAGAACCUACUGAAAAAGAGGAAGACUGAGAUGGCAGCAGAGUAAUUGAUAGUGUUAACUCUGUAAAGUUUAAAAUGAAACGCUUUUUGUUGACAGUAAAGAACUUCUAGAACUUCAUAAACGUACACAUGGUCAAGAUUUAAAAAUGGAAGAAUUUUUGUGAUACCACUUGAUAUAGGAAAGAGAGAUUCUGGGAAGCAUUGAACGUUCAUUUUGUCCUUACAGCACAAUAAAAUGCUUGAGAGAUUUAAGAGUUGUGUCCACAUCAAUGUUCUUAAUGCAGAUAUUAAACCCCUACAUUAAUGUUAUUAGAUUAUUUAAGAAGAAAUUGUUUAAAUAAAUGCUUGAAUGAUUUAGAAAUUAAAUUCUAAAAACAAAUGAUGUAUAAUGUAUGUUUAUCUUUUAACUGAUAUAAACUGGCUAUCAAAUUAAACUUUUCUUGUCAAAAAUA